This is a messenger RNA of Dermatophagoides pteronyssinus (European house dust mite), 1411 nucleotides long. RefSeq names its product transcription factor Dp (gene Dp). Gene Ontology annotation, molecular function: RNA polymerase II transcription regulatory region sequence-specific DNA binding; DNA-binding transcription factor activity, RNA polymerase II-specific. Gene Ontology annotation, biological process: regulation of cell cycle; regulation of transcription by RNA polymerase II. The record is from RefSeq and is a predicted model, not a curated record. Gene Ontology annotation, cellular component: transcription regulator complex; nucleus. NCBI's taxonomy places the organism in Eukaryota, Metazoa, Arthropoda, Arachnida, Sarcoptiformes, Pyroglyphidae.
AGGCGCACAACUUCCGAAAAAAAACUGACAAGGUGGUUUUUCUUGGUGCCUUAAUAAGGGCUCUAUUAUUUAAAUUCAUUCUUGGGGAGGAAAAAUUUUCAUUGAACCGAAAACAGAUACGAAUUUCUCUUUAACGUUUAACUUUUACUGAAUACUAUCGAACGUCAAAUGUGUUCUCGUUGUUAAAGUUCCAAAUUGAAAACGGUGUUUUGUUUAUUUUAAAACCAGUUUACCCUUUUCCAUAUUUUACCUUAUCGUAUAUAUUGACACAUACUAUUAUCGACAAAAACCUUGGCUGACCAACGGUUAUUUAACAUAAUACUGACGAUCAUAAACCAAAAAUUUAUCCAAUAGAAACAGUCCAACAAUUCUGACAAAAUGUAUCCAUCCCAAUCAAUCAAUGGUCUCAGUAACACUAAUAAUAGUAACAACGAAAAGAAAUUUUUCAUCCUAAGCAACAAUAGUCAAUCAUCUCCAUUAUCAUCAUCAACAACAGCAUUGCUUACCAAUCCAAACGGGAAGAAAACACAGAUUCUUUCCAAUAAAACGAACGGUAUCAAAUAUCCUAAAUCACCAUCAUCACAAAUGAAACGAAAAAAACAAGAUUCAAAAACGGGUAAAGGUCUUCGUCAUUUCUCUAUGAAGGUCUGCGAAAAAGUUCGCAAUAAAGGAACGACCACUUAUAAUGAAGUUGCUGAUGAAUUGGUAGCCGAAUUCAGUGAUGAUCCAAUCGCUAGUCGUGCAUCAUUUCAAACGGGCAAUGAUCAGGAACCAUUCGAUCAGAAGAAUAUACGCCGUCGUGUUUACGAUGCCCUUAACGUAUUGAUGGCCAUUAAUAUCAUAUCGAAAGAGAAGAAAGAAAUCAAAUGGAUUGGCUUGCCAACUAACGCCGUUCAGGAAUGCUCAGAAUUGGAAAAGGAACGUGCUCAACGUCAACAGCGAAUCAAAGAGAAAAAGGAUCAAUUACGUGAAUUAUUGAUCCAGCAGAUUGCACUCAAAAAUCUGGCUGAUCGUAAUCAAAUGGAUGAGAAUCCUGAUCCAAAUUCUAUAAUAAAACUUCCUUUCAUCAUUGUUAAUACGGAUAAAAAUACCUUAAUCGAUUGUUCAAUAUCACGUGAUAAGUCAGAAUAUCUAUUCAAUUUUGGUAGCACAUUUGAGAUUCACGAUGACUUUGAAGUAUUAAAACGAAUGGGUCUUGCUUAUCAUCUGGAAAAAUUGGAAUAUGGACAAACGAUGAAACGUUGUGAUUAUGAACGUGCACGACAAUUUCUUCCGGAAGCUUUACGGACCGAAUUGGACGAAAUGAUUGAAGAGAAUCAUGUAAAGAUUAAUUGAAAUAAAGUUUUAUCAAUCAAUCAAUGAUGAAAAUUUUAAAUAAAAUUCCUAUGAACAUUUUUCUUUAUUAGAUCAA